AUGGUGCAGGUCUUGUGGACUGGUGGUUAUCCUCUGUUACGACAGUGGGAUUACCAGAAGUCUUUCUGGAAGUUGAGGUGUGACGCUCAUCUUACAAAGCCAGAGAUCCGGGCCUUAUUACGAGAUGCUGGCCGCCCGGUCAAAUUCAGCACACCCAAAGAGGAGCUCUUGCAGAAGCAAAUUCGUGGACAACGGGGCUUGCUCAAUUACGAUCAAUGUUCUGUGGCUGAGCUGCGUGCAUUCUGUAUAGCACGAGGCUUAGCGAGCUCUCAGGAGGCAAAACGCUUGCGUGUCUUGAACGCCAUUCUCAAAUUGAAUGAGGCUGACGAUGGCGAAACAUUCAAUCACUUUCUGGAGCUGCCAGCUGAGCUUCGUGUGUAUAUCUACGAGCUCUAUCUGAGAGACUUCGACACAGACACAAAGCCACUGGACGCACCGUAUCCGAUACCCCUCGCCGAAGUAUGCAAUCUUGUGCGUUGCGAGGUCCUACCGGUAUAUUACAACACUUGCACAUUCAAAUUGAACGUCUGGAACAUUGAGCGUGAUGCCAUGGCCCGUCGUUUAAGAGCAGCAUCACUGUGGGACUUCGUGUGCAAAGGUCCAGCAGGGCAAUUGUCCAUGUUGCGCAAACUCUAUAUGGAAGGGAGUAUCGACGAUGAGAUACCUUAUCAUGAUGACGAUGUUGGGGAGACCACAGUGUACUGCUACAUCGAUCUUGGCACUGACCACAAACGUUCAGAAGUUCUCGUGGACUACCAGGCUUCCGAAGAGAUGGGCGAAGACGAGCUCGAUGUGGCUGCGGGUCUGGUUCAGCAUGUUAUAAAUGCGAUUGAUGCAAGACCUGGUCGCAAGGAAUUACUCAAGAGCGAUGUUGAAGCUAUCAGGGACAUCUUCUGGCACCCACCGGAAGCUCUGCGCAGGCCCACGAAGAUGGACGGUGAUGAAGACGAUGAAGACGAUGAAGAUGAAGAAGCGGAUGAAGAAGACGAUGAUGACGACGAUGAAGACGAAGAAGCGGGUGAGGAAGACCAGACAGUUAGUGACUCGGGAACGAAACGGUUGGACUGA
Messenger RNA from Cercospora beticola, 1068 nucleotides. RefSeq lists its product as uncharacterized. The record is from RefSeq and is a predicted model, not a curated record. Lineage: Eukaryota; Fungi; Ascomycota; Dothideomycetes; Mycosphaerellales; Mycosphaerellaceae.